AUGCCCGGAGCGGGCGUAUUUUGGAAACAAUACCGCGCGGUGCGCGGUGGCCUCCUCCCGCGCCAGCUCACGCCCACAGCAGUCGCUGCCCGAGCCCGCGCCACCGCCUCCCACCGCAGCCCGCUGGAGUUUGUCCCCUUCUUCCCAAUCGAGUGUGGGCGCCAAGUCCCCCGAGUGUUCGUCACCCUGGACCCUGGCGCAGAGCCCUGGCAUCACGACUCGGAGGCUGAGACGCUGUCCUGGAGUCACCCAGGAGACAUGGAGCCACCUCAGUGUGUGGAGGAACUAGAAGAUGAUGUGUUCCAGCCAGAGGAUGGGGAGCCAGGGACACAGCCUGGGAGCUUGCUCUCUGCUGACCUGUUUGCCCAGAGCCAGCUGGAUUGUCCCCUCAGUCGGCUUCAGCUCUUCCCGCUUACCCACUGCUGUGGUCCUGGGCUCCGGCCCGUAAGCCAGGAAGACAAGGCCACCCAGACCCUCAGCCCAGCCUCCCCAAGCCAGGGUGUCAUGCUGCCUUGUGGGGUGACAGAGGAACCCCAGAGACUCUUUUACGGCAACGCUGGCUACAGGCUUCCUCUCCCUGCCAGUUUCCCCGCAGGCUCAGCCCUUGGGGAGCAGCCCCCUGAAGGACAGUUCCUUCAGCACCGAGCAGAGGUACAGAUCGCCAGAAAGCUUCAGUGCAUUGCAGACCAGUUCCAUCGGCUUCAUAUGCAACAACACCAGCAGAACCGAGACCGAGCAUGGCGGCAGAUCUUCCUCUUCCUUCAAAACCUGGCCUUAAACAGACGAGAAAACAGGGAAGGGGUGGGUCCCUGGUGAGGCUGGGCUGCCCUUGUCGGAUGGAUCACCCGGAAUGCAGUCGGGAACAGACAUUCUGGGAGGACAGAUACUGUCUUGUCAAGUUUUGUCAUUCUGAAUUUUCUUUCCAUGUGUACAUAUUACAUACCCCAGGGAUCUUUUUUCCCCGUUCAGAACGUCUCCUGGGGAUGGGGGCCUUUGUCAAACACUGUUGAAGGAGAGGCAGCUGUGUCUGCUGGUAGAGUUCCUAAGGCUCUGAAGAUGACCAACUGGCGAUGUUCUCCAGGAAGUGAACUGAGGCUUGCUGCCGGAGCUGGUUACGUCAGGUGAGGCUCCCAGUACCAUCAGAUGUGCCAGUCUUGCCUCGUGCGUGCCUGACGGAAUCAUGGCUUUAACCCACCAGGAUCUUGCCUGGGAGCUUUCUGGCUAAGGACAGCCAUGCCUCGGCUAGCUAGCUUUACAUCUGGGUUCCCACUUGGCACAGCCAGUGCCCACCGCAUGGGCUCAGGGAUUCUUACUCAGUCGCUGUCAACCUCCAGAAGACCUCAGGGAGGGUUGGAAUUCACCAAGAACCCCUCAAAGGUGCCACAAAAAUGAAUCAAGCUUAAUAGGCUUCAAGUCUGACUCGGUCCUACAUGGAGACCCCUGGAUUGGUCCCAAGGGUGCAAACUGCUGCCACCUUUGCUGCCUGAGUGUCACCCACGUGGGAGCCAAGUAGCCAGUUACCACCAUGCUGUUGUACCAGCGGCCCGUGACUUCAUCAGCUUUGUUUUCAAAAGACUCUGCCAAUGACUGGACUGGAUUGGACUGCGUCCAGAUCAGCAGCAGCGCUCCGAGAUGCGGUGGGCUUGCUGGGGGCGUGGGAACCAAGCAGUCAUCCCACUGAUAAACCGGUCCCAGGGGAAUCCUAGACCUCUUGGUUUCCUUGGAAACGUGUACCUCCUCCCCCUCACCCCAAUUCCUUUUCUGUACCUAGUGGGAUACAGGAAGAAGCGAGGACAGUGGCUUUGUCAGCUGAAAAGCGACUUUGGAAGGAGCAGACGUGACUAUGGGACCUGCCGACUCGAGAACUGACACAUCUCGAAUCUUCUUCCUUCAGCUUUCAGCUAGGCCAGAAGGGAGAGUUCUAGAAGGAUCUCAGCUGCCUCCGACCUUCUUCCUUCUCUCCCUGACGCAGCGCUCAGGGAGGCAACGAUAAGCAGCUGAUCUUAGAAAUCAAGUCCUAACUUUUAUGUGUGUAAGGAAAGACAUUGGUGCUAAAAUGAAGGGGAGCCAAGGCUCAAAGAAAAGAUGGCUUCCUUGAGCAAAGGAGACCACGGGGUCAUUCCAGGAACUUGGAGGAGAAACUCAGAGUAGACUCUCGAAUUGAACAAGCCCAGUGACUCCAGUUUCUGCAGAGAGGGCUGGGGGCUUCAGUACCAUAGAAGGGCACCUGGUCUCCUGGGCGUACAGUUGGGCAGGUUUCUCACGGCACAAGGCUGCCUACAGAGAGGGCUCCUAGAGGCUGAAGUCCAGCCUGUGCUCUGCUCUCUAGGCUGCACAUCCUGAUGUGGGCUGGGUCUGCCCAGAGUUAGGGAUGGCUUCCUAAUUUGCACAGAGGUACUGUGUGUGCUCUCGGUGGUCCCGAGGAGGACCUUAAAGCAUGCGUACAAGCCUUUGUGCUUUUCUGCUCAGAUGACCUGGAGAUAUUACCUCUUCUUGGCCACAGUCAUUUUCUCAGGGUGUAUACCAUGGUUCGUCUGCUAAGAAAGUGGGUUCCUGUUUGCAAGGAGAGGGGAUCCAAGAAAUGAAUAUGAAGACUGGUUCCAAGGCACACUAAUUAUUGUGAAGCCCAGCCUUCCUACAUCCCACUCCCUCUGCCGUUUAGAUGUGUGUGGGACAUAUGUGGUCUGCCCCUUUCCUGAAUCAAGGCUAGGACAGGCAGGCAGGCAGGCAGGCUUCUGGUAUGUUCUUGGUGGUACAUGUGUGCCCUUCCCCAUACAGAACCUUGUACAUCAGUCACCUUUAACCUGACUUAGUAGACUUUCCAUCUGAGCUAAGACUUAGCUGUCGGCUUCAGCAACCUUGCCAGGUGCAGGCUGGGUACCCUGUGGCCUGAGAACUGAGCCCAGAGUUUGACCUGAACAUUGAGCCUGGGACCAGGCAGAAGCUGGUCAGAAUGCACUGUCUUCACUUUGGGCCGAACUAGGACCAACCUCACUAACUUGGGCAAGCCAGGGUGAAACUUAAACCCUCUUUUAUCUUCCACCAACCUGAAUCCAGGCUGGAGUUGAAGCUCAGAGAUAAAGGGCUUGCCUGUCAGUCAAGAGACCCUUGGAUAGAUCCCAGGACUGGAAAAUAUAAAUAAAUAAAAAUAUGCUCCCUCCCCCCACCCCCACCCCACCACCCCAAGAUCUAGGAGGCAGCUGGAAGCCCAGCUCAAGGAGGCAAGAGGUUCCCCCUGGCUGGUUGCUCUAAUUGGCCAGUGAUCUCUGCCUGGUGAAUUGGCUUUAGAGUCUCCCAGGACAGCCCCUCCUCUUUGCCUCUCCCCAACUCCAGGAGCCUGGCUGUCUCUAGUGAAGAGUGGAGAUUCAGAUUCAGAGGGAGGGAAGGUCUGACCUGUGUGGUGACCUGUAACCAGCUGAAGGCAGCAGGGCUUUUGUGGUGUGCUGAGGAUGGGGGUGGGAGAGGGGCUGGAAAACUCAGUGUCGAAAUAGCCUAGAGGAACAGAAGCCCCAUAUUCAGGGGCCGAACUGAUCUCCUAAUUCACAAUCCCCAGGGGCAUUUCUAAAAGCCAGUGAACAGAUCUGGAGGGGAACAUCCCCCCAGUCCAGUCACUGAUUCCCCCGGGGAGGCUGGGGUGGUACACAGGAGGGUGGGGGGUGGGCACUGUGCCUGGCCCUGUCUCUCUGUUUCAAAGUUUGGCUGUGCUGUUCAGUUGUCCCCAGUGGCCUUGUCUUGCUCAAUCAGAGGUGGAAAAAGAUCACCUCCCGGUGACCUCCUUCAGGCCCCAGGGGAUGGGCUGUGUCCAGAGCUGUGUGGCAGAGCUUGUCUCCAGGGUCCAGAGAGGCCCAGCUGGCCUGCCUUGCUGCCCCAGCCACGAAACCCAAGCCCAACCCCAAGCAUGGCAGGGAGUGGGUGUUGGGGACAGUCUAGCCAAGGCCUCUGUCUGCCCCAAGCUUUCCAGGAACUAAGUAGUGAAGUCACUGUGACCGUCCUGGUCAGUGAGGAGAAUAUUCUGGUGAGAGCUUCCGUUUCUGGGAACUUGAGAGGGAGUGGGUACGGGUGCAUGGAGUAGCAAAAGACCUCAGCCUUCGUGGCUCUGCAGGAUUUGGGGGAAUCAGUACUGUGGCCACCAUUCCCCCAGCGGAGCAAACUGACUCUGUGAAGAUAGGACUUGUGGAGGCAGGCUAUCCUGGCCUCAUACCCUGGCUGGACCCAGAGGGACACAGGGUGGAGCCACAGGCAUUUAAACUUUCUCUGGCUCCCUGUGGGCUGCAGGCCUAGGGGACAGAGCCUCACAGGAACAGCAGAACAAAGCUGGUCUCUUCCAUACGUGCCCAACUUUGGCCAAGGUGCUAUGAGAUACGUGGCCCCCAGCUUGCACUGCCCCUCUCUCUACAGCUGUCUGAUGUCCACCCCAUCUCUGGGUCCACAGGAAGUGACAUGGGGAGACCCAGUGAGAUGUAGCAUUUCCUCCAUCCCCAGUUCAGUUGUCAUGGGGUCUGGGCAUUUCUGCCUUAAGGAAAGGAAUGGGGACUGUUAUGUUUUAACCUGUAUAUAAUAUUUGACUGUUUUGGUUCUUUAUGUGUAUACAUGUGUAAAUACCCUCUCACCCAUCAAGUGGUACCGUUUUUAAUAAAACCAUUUAAAUCAG
Messenger RNA from Rattus rattus (black rat), 4651 nucleotides. RefSeq names its product Bcl2 modifying factor (gene Bmf). Gene Ontology annotation, cellular component: myosin complex. Lineage: Eukaryota; Metazoa; Chordata; Mammalia; Rodentia; Muridae. The transcript has 5 exons. Bases 1 to 816 code for a protein of 271 amino acids. The record is from RefSeq and is a predicted model, not a curated record. Gene Ontology annotation, biological process: negative regulation of autophagy; positive regulation of apoptotic process; apoptotic process.